AUGAAGUUCCUCCUCUUUGCCUCUACGGCCCUGGCCCUCGUUAAGCGACAGGGCGACGUCCUCCAGGCCGAUGUUAACGCCAUUAUCGCCAAUGUCAACAGCCUCCAAACGACCAUCAACGACUUCAAGGGCGUUGAGCAGGCCGAUGCUCUGGUCGCGGCCUCUGAGGCCGUUGUUUCCGCUAUUCAGAAGGCCGCCACAGAUGCCAAGGCCUCGCCUCCGCUCUCAUACGAUGAUAUCGCCCUGUUCAUCGAUCCUCUAGCCAACUUGAUCCCAGUUGUGCAGGCAACAGUUACCACACUGGUCGAUAAGAAGCAGCUCUUUGUGGAUUCCGGCCGUGGCUGCGAGGUUUAUCCCCAGCUUAUCGCCCAGCAGACUGCCACCCAAGCCUUCUCCGACAACAUUGUUCCCAAGGUUCCCGAUGAACUCAAAGAUAUCGCCAGUCAGAUCGCUGUUCCCAUCUUGCAAAGUUUGUCUGAUGGUGCUGCUGCCUUCAAGGACGUUCAGUGCGCUGCUACUUCAACCAGCUCGUCCGCAGCCGCCACUUCUACGACUACAUCUGCCUCCUCUUCCGAGCCUCCUGCCACUACUACGACUGCUUCUCAAGGCUCUACUGCUUCCAACAGCGUUUCUGGUUCUCAGACUGGCACUGCCUCUGAGACUGGUACCGCCACACAAACGUCUGCCACCGCCAGCGCUACUGAGACUGGCUCCAAGACUCACUCUGGCUCUGCUACUGCUACUGGAACUGAGCCCUGUGAUGUGACCACUACUGUCGAAGUCGACACCACUGAGACCGUUCCCUGCACCACCGAGACUGGAUCUGGCUCUCAGCCCACCGGAGGCUCUGGCUGUAAGGAAUGCGGUCCUGGAGAAACCAGCCCUGGAUCCGGAUCUGGACCCGGUGCCACGACUCUGACUCCCAUCCCGUCUGGCGGAAACGGAGGUAAUGGUGGCAGUGGCAGCAGCCCCUCUCCCUCUUCUCCCGUUGUUAUUGCCGGUGCCUCCCGAGGAGCUGUCCCCGUCGCUGUAGCAAUCGCUGCCGUUGUUGGCGCCAUGUUCUAA
Molecule: messenger RNA, 1065 nt
Organism: Pochonia chlamydosporia 170
Lineage: Eukaryota; Fungi; Ascomycota; Sordariomycetes; Hypocreales; Clavicipitaceae
Product: heterokaryon incompatibility
Exons: 1
Coding region: 1-1065 (354 amino acids)
Cellular component (GO): extracellular region
Source: RefSeq, a predicted model, not a curated record